Molecule: messenger RNA, 3475 nt
Organism: Pomacea canaliculata
Lineage: Eukaryota; Metazoa; Mollusca; Gastropoda; Architaenioglossa; Ampullariidae
Molecular function (GO): protein binding
Source: RefSeq, a predicted model, not a curated record
UACUCGACGUGUUCAUACCUAUGUCCACGCCGGGCGACAAAGCACACAGAAGCACUUCCGCCGUCAUUGUAUCACUCCGCCGUGAUCUACGUGAUCAGCCGUAUGAACACAGACACGUUGGCCUUUGUCUUGUCUAUGGUGCGAGUACACGGGUAUGUAUAACGAAAUAGAUCGGGUGGGCCUUGCCAACCUGGUAUUGAGACCUCCUGUACGGGUGGAAGAGAAGUCGUGCCUGGAGUGUCAGAAAGAAAAAAAAAGUACCUAGUGCAGGACUAAGGGGAGUCAAAAUGUUUGACUGUUACCUAAAGUAGGAACUGUGUUUACUGGGGCUGCCACGCACUUUGAUAGCCAUGGACACGAACUGUGAGAGUUAUUGGCCGACAUGGAGGUGACAGUCGAGGCUAUACAGUCCAGACCGGGUACCUUGUGGCUCCGACUCUGUCACGGACUUUAUAUAUCCCUCCUUCGCUCGCCAGUGUUGCCAUGGACUACAGCACAAGCAAGGUCCCGACUGUUCAUCGCGCCACCUGACGAGAGUCUGACACGCUACCUAGAGUAAAAUCCUUCCAUCCACCCGUCAUGUCCUUCACCCUCUUUGUCAUUCUCCCGAGCGAGGACGUCUGCACCCUGCGCGGCCUUCGGUCAGGUACUUCCAUUCGAGCCGUGCGCAAAAGACUAGAACUGGAGACGGGGUUACCUGCGCAGACGUACCGCCUGACCUGCGCAGAAGGUCAGGUGCUGCACGAGGAACACGUUCUCGCACUGGACGUCAACGUGUGGGAGGGUUUCGUGGUCCGGGUGCGGCUGCUGGACAGCUGGCAGGACCUACACGACCAAAUCGUCGCCGGUGAUGUCCAGAGGGUCGUCCAGCACGGCGCCGUGCAUCUGCGCAAAGAGGCUGUGCCCUUUGACUCGGAAGAGGCCAGCAAGGUCAGAGACAUCGUCGCAGAGAGAGGCACGGUGGCUCUCUUCAUCGCCAGUUUCCUUGGGCAGCAAGAGAUGUGCAAAGCGUUGUUGUCUGUUGGAGUAAACCCCAACGGCAAAACGCUGUACGGUAGGACGUCGUUGUUUGCUGCCAUAUCAUGUGACAAUGAUCACGUGAUGGAGAUCCUUCUAGCACACGGUGCUGACCUGGAGGUACAAGAUGUGGAUGGCGUGUCUGGAGCGGAGUUGGCUCGCCGCGUGCCGGCUAAGCUGUGCCUGAGAAAAAUUCCGUCAACGUCGGCAACAGUCCAAGGGAAACGACACCCGGCUGCGUCUUCUGCACCCGCCAGACCCACCUCAAGGGCCACGUCAAGGCGGGAGAAAGGUACAAGCGGAAGCAGCAACAACUCUGCGGAUUCACCUUGCACACCUAGUCGCCUUCGAGCCAACAUGUCGUCAAAGCUCUCUCAGGACAGUGAAGUGUUCGUGUGGAACGACAACGCAACUGGAACGAGUGACGCAGCUGUGGGCAGUCUCCAUGGAGAUUCCGAUGACGAUGGGGGACGAGUGAUGUCCCGAGGAGGAACGGUUCGCUUCUCGGGCAGACAGCGGAGGUCAAACAGCGUCCCCUGGGUCGCCCUCAGACGGCAGCACCUGAUUCUUUACGGCCGUCAUCAGACUCGUCCUCUCAGAAACUUGGUUCAGCUGGGCGGAAGUGUAGGUGAAGACGAUUCCAGACCAGACCCUAGCACCUACAUGUCGGCCUACAAGGAUUGGCAAGAAAAGCGAGACAGUUCCAACACCAAAGACAAGCUUUCAGUUGCUGACAUCAAGGACGCCAAGCGCCGUUUGGAGGAGAAGCGGCAGCAGUUGCUAGCCAUGGCGCUGACGUACGAGGAGUGGCUGCAGCACACGGAGGAGAGGAAGCAACUGAUGCACGCCAUCCUGCGGGCCGACCUGCAGCAGCUGGCCGACAUCGAGCAUCGCAACUUCCGCACGCACCGAGCGCCGCGACAAAUCUCCUUCACCCAGUGGCGCCACAAGGUCGACAGGCGGGAAGCGGAAAUGCGCUCACAUACACAGCGCAUGCGCAGACCGCAGCCCGAGCCCCCGACGGUUCGCAGCAGCGCCGCCGUGCCGCACGAGGAGUGGGUGAAGAGGAAGAAAGAGGAAGCCAGGAGAGAGAGUGUUGCGGCGAGGACCAAGUCGGAGGAGGAGGAGAAAGGACUUGCCACGUCAUCGAGGAGGAGUGAGAAAGAGGCGGCGUGGGAAGCUUGGCUGCAGCAGAAACACCGGCAGGAGCUGCUGCAGCUGAGUCAACCUCUGCAUCCUCAACGGCAGCUGGGGUUGGUCAUGCGCCCCAAAAAGACACCGACCAUCACCCAGUGUUGACGUUCUCAGAGACCGGAACUGGUCUCAUAUUCUUCUGCACCACUAGGUUCCUGAACUCGAAACCUUUUGCCACAAGAAGGGUAUCAAUCAGACUACAAUUUUAACAAAAAUGUAUAAAUAGCAUAAGAAAACGUUUUCGAGAUCCAAUUCUACUAAUUAUCUAGAUUACAUUACAACUAUCAUUUACCCUUUUUUUUUCACUCAAAUAUGUUUGAAGCCCACACGCAUAAAGUGUCAAGUCGUCAGACAAAAGUCAAAUUCAUUUAUUUCUUAAUCUUUGUACAAUGAAACAUGGCUGGAAAAAAAAUGUCACAAAAGGCAGACAAAGUGAAACUCCAUAAAACCAACGGACAGAGCGAAAAUAUCUUCACUUGCUCAACCAACAUUUGAAGUCAAACUCACGGUACAUUGCUGUUCAUUCUUUCACUCAAGCACUGUGGACGUUCAGCUUUCGUGGACAUAACAUGCGAGAGGCUAGUGAUGUCUGUCUUAAAGUACCUAAGCGACUUCUAUGUAUGUGUGUAUGUGUGCGCGUGCGUGAAAAGAGAGGAAAAAAGGAAGAGUUUAUGCAUGUAUUUUCAUCUGCUACGAAGUCCAAUCAAAAUACUGAUACAAAUACUACAAUGAACAAAUUGUACUGUUCUACUCUGUGUGUGCAUGUGAGAGAGAGAGAGAAAAUGGAGAAAGAGAACGAGGAUGAAGAAACGUAAAGGUAGACAGAAAAAUUGCCACAGACCAUGUUUCUGAGGGAAAGAAAGAUGCGACUUUAUUAGAGACCCGAUUUCGUUGUGUGUAUAGGUUACACAAAUUUUCACUAGCUGGGCUAUCCCUCCACACACAAAAAUGUCCCCGAAAAACCAUUAAAACAGCUGCUUUUUCAAUCAAAGCCAGAUAUCCAUCAACAAGCCCAAAGAAGUCAUGUAAAUUUAAACAAAAGUGACGCUGAAAGUUAGUUUAUCAUACGCUACAAUCGUAUGUCUUAAUUUACUACCAUUCCACUACGAAGUCGCAUAAAUUCAAAACAAAACUUGUUCUAAAAAUGCAACAAUUGAAGAAAUAUUUUGAAACAGUUAACAAUGGAAUAAUGACGCUAGUUAUGCAUAUCAAAAUAUUUUUCUCCAGCUGUUCCAAAGAAACCAUGGAGGAAAAAAAAAAAAAA